AUGGCAGGCACCAUCCGAGCCCUCGUCUCCCAAGGCGACAAGACCGCCAAAGUCCAAGAGGUCCCUAAGCCUCAGCCCGGCCCCGGCGAGAUCCUCGUCAAGAUCUCCGCCGUAGCCCAGAACCCAACCGACUGGAAAGCCACAGCCGGCGCUCCCGCAGGCCGUACCGUCGGCUGCGACUUCGCCGGCACCGUCGCAGACCCCAACGGCUCCUCCCUCAAAGAAGGCCAGCGCGUUGCAGGCUUCGUCAUGGGAACCAGCGACGACCCACCACGCGGCGUCUUCGCGCAGUACGCCGUCAUCGAGAGCAGCCUCGUCUUCCCCGUCCCUGAAUCCGUCACGGAUUCCCAGGCCGCUGUCAUCCCCUUGGCCUUCGCCACCGCUAUUCAGGCACUUUUCCAGCGGCUGAGACUGCCUGAGCCGACGAGCCCGUCCAAGGAGGCGCUUCCUGUGUUGAUCAAUGGCGGAACGGGCAGUGUUGGAUUAUAUGCCAUCCAGCUGGCGAAGAAGGCUGGGUUAUACGUCAUCGCGACUGGAGGCAAAAAGAACCACGGGCUCCUGAAGAGUCUCGGUGCGGAUGUGGCGAUUGACUACCGCGACGCCGACUGGAUUGAGCAGGUCAAGACGGCUGCGAAGAACAACCUGAAGCACGUCUUUGACGCCAUUAGCGAAGUCGAGACCACAAAGGCUGUCGCGACGGCGCUCUCACCCGAAGGUGGCCACGUCGUCUGCAUUCUGCCGCGCAAGGCGAAGGAGGUCGGCGCUCCUGAGGGUGUAAAGGUCGAGAGCACGUUGGUGUACUCAGUCUUUGGAAGGGCGCUGUCAUAUGGAAGUUUCGACAACAUUGAUGGCGAGAAGCCUGAGGAUAAGAAGUUUUGGGAGAAGUACUUGGGGCUCCUGCCCAAGUGGUUGGAGGAUGGCUCCAUCAAGCCGAACCCGCAAAAGGAGUUUGGUGGUCUGGAUGAUAUCAACAAGGGCUUUGAGUUGCAGGCCAAGGGCGGUGUGAGUGCUGAGAAGCUGGUCUACAAGAUUGUUUAG
Messenger RNA from Colletotrichum phormii, 1038 nucleotides. RefSeq names its product zinc-binding dehydrogenase. Bases 1 to 1038 code for a protein of 345 amino acids. Gene Ontology annotation, molecular function: oxidoreductase activity, acting on NAD(P)H. The record is from RefSeq and is a predicted model, not a curated record. NCBI's taxonomy places the organism in Eukaryota, Fungi, Ascomycota, Sordariomycetes, Glomerellales, Glomerellaceae. The transcript is spliced from 2 exons.